UGUUUGUAGUCUCCAAUGUCUUUGUAAAAGCUGAUAGAAAAGACUUUCAGUUACGUUGUUUACUUGAUAAACUAGUUUUGAAGAAAAUGUUAUUAAAUUUCGAAUUUAUUUUUUUCAAUUGAUGAGCAAGAAAAUUUACUAAAAACGAUUAAAUUAAUUAAGGUACUGACUAUUUGUCUUAAAGUCAACUAUAGUAUUGACAAGAUCACAAGAAACUUGCUUCGUCUGGUGACUCUUGUCUGACUAUUUCCUAUACAUCUGGUAUUGACAACAAGUUUUCUUCUUCUUCAUCAAUGUUUUGUUCUUCUUACCAUGGUAUAUGAAGAAAUGAGAUCCAAAGCCAAAGGUCUUUUGAGACCAUUAACCACAAAACCUUUACAACCUGUGAGUUGUCACAUACAUCUCUUCUGCCUCCUCUGUGUCCUUAUCCUAUCUGCUCUCUUUCUUACACUUUCAGAAGCUGUCUGUAACUCGCAAGAUCAAGAAUCUCUCCUGUGGUUUUCCGGCAAUGUUUCUUCUUCUGUUUCUCCUUUGAAUUGGAACCUCUCCAUUGAUUGUUGCUCCUGGGAGGGGAUAAAAUGCGAUGACACAUCAGAGAGUGACGUCACCGCAAUUUCCUUACCCCUUAGAAGACUCUCAGGAAACCUCAUCUGGUCUGUUCAGAACCUUCACCGUCUCUCUCAUCUCGACCUUUCUCAUAACCUCCUCUCUGGUCCUCUCCCACCAGGUUUUUUCUCUGCCCUUGAUCACCUCAUGGUUCUUAACCUUAGUUACAAUAGCUUCAGUGGUGAGUUGCCACUUGAACAUGGAAGUAACAAGUUCUUCUUCCCAAUCCAGACCAUUGACUUGUCAAGCAAUCUUCUCCAAGGCCAAAUCCUCAAUACUUCUAUAUAUCUCCUGGGAGCUUUCAGUUUAAUCAGUUUCAAUGUUAGCAAUAACAGCUUCACUGGUCCAAUCCCUUCCUUUAUGUGCAUGAGUUCACCUCAGCUCAGCCACUUGGACUUCUCUUAUAAUGAUUUUGCUGGCCGCAUCUCCAGAGGACAAGGCAGAUGUUUGAACCUUAGUGUCCUACGAGCAGGCUUCAACAAUAUCUCUGGUGAAAUACCUGUUGAGAUCUACAAUCUCUCAGAGCUAGAGGAACUCUUUCUCCCAGCCAAUCAUCUAACUGGAAAGAUUGAUAACAGCAUCACCCGGCUCAAGAAACUAACGUUGCUUGAGCUUUACUUCAACCACCUAGAAGGAGAAAUACCAAAGGACAUAGGUCAUCUCUCCAGCUUGCAAAGCCUCCAACUACAUGUUAAUAACAUCACUGGUACCGUUCCGCUUUCUCUAACAAACUGUACUAAACUCGUCAAGUUGAACUUGAGGAUCAACCGGCUGAUAGGGAACUUAACAGAACUCGAGUUUAGCCAGUUGCAGAGACUUAAGAUUCUGGAUCUCGGGAACAAUAGCUUCACUGGUGAUGUUCCGGAGAAGGUUUUCUCCUGCAAGUCUCUCACGGCGAUCAGGUUUGCAGGCAACAAGUUAACGGGGCAGAUACCUCCCCAAGUAAAGGAACUUGAGUCCCUAACGUUCUUGGCUUUUUCAGACAACAUAUUAACAAACAUUACAGGAGCUCUCAGCAUUCUGCAGCGAUGCAGGAAACUGUCCAUUCUGAUGUUAGCAAGGAACUUUUACGAUGAAACGUUUCCAAGCAACGUAAACUUUGUUUCUUCAGAUGGAUUCCCUAGCAAACUCCAAAUAUUUGCCAUUGGUGGAUGUCGAAUUAUAGGUGAAAUACCAACUUGGUUGAUCAAGUUGAAGAGCUUAGAGCUCAUGGACUUGUCACAGAACGGACUCGUAGGGUCAAUUCCUGGUUGGUUGGGAACUCUCCCCAACCUUUCUUACAUCGAUCUCUCUCGUAACUUACUAACAGGAGAGUUGCCAAAAGAAUUCUUUCACCUGAAGGCUCUCAUGUCCGAAAAGGCCUACGAGGCAACAGAAAAGAACUAUCUACCGCUGCCUAUUUUUAUUAGUCCCAACAAUAUUAUUAUUAGUCAGCAAUACAAUCAGAUGUACAACUUCCCAUCUGCCAUCUACAUGGAAAGGAAUAACCUAACCGGGAGUAUACCUGUAGAGAUUGGCCAGUUAAAGGCUCUUCAAGUUCUGGAGCUUCAUGGCAACAAUUUCUCUGGCAGGAUCCCAGAUGAACUGUCGAACCUCACCAAUCUAGAGAGGAUGGACGUGUCCAAUAAUAAUCUAUCUGGUAGAAUACCUCCGUCGUUGGGGCUCCUCCAUUUCAUGUCCUAUUUCAACGUGGCGAACAACAGUCUAGAAGGGCCAAUACCGACAGGAAGUCAGUUUGAUACUUUUCCAAAAUCAUAUUUUGAAGGAAACCCAUUGUUGUGCGGUGGUGUGCUUAUGACUUCCUGCACAGCUCCAAGUCGGGAGCCUGCUACAACCACAGAAGAUGAUGAGCUAAAGAGAACACUUGUGGUUGGGAGUGCCAUUGGAUACAUUUUCGGCUUUAGUUCGAUUUUAUUCGUGUGUGCGUGGAGGGUGUAAGGCAAUAACAUGUGAAGCUUGUUUGCAUAUCUGGGGUUAAUGGAAAGUGGAAUAAUUAAUAAGAAUAAUAUCAAUGUCAUACAUCAUACAUGUUCUGGUCUAGAACCGAAGAAACAACGUUGCUUACACGAUUACAUUUACAUAUACACAACCAUCCGACUAUUACAUCAUUGCAUUUAAUAACUAACUAAAAAACAUCCAGCCUGGCCGGGAAAAUGUAAAAAAACUGACGCCGUGAGGUGUCUCUCCGGCGAAACAUUGAUAACCAACAAAAAAAACGGAAGAAGCCCAAAGGCUCACUAGACGAAUCAGGGAUCGACCGGCAAAUAUUAUUAUGUUAAACAUAAUAAUAAUGUUUAAUCUUCUGGUAAACUAAUUAGUAAUCGUCGUCGUCAU
Brassica rapa (field mustard) is the source of this 2940-nucleotide messenger RNA. RefSeq names its product receptor-like protein 2. The record is from RefSeq and is a predicted model, not a curated record. Gene Ontology annotation, molecular function: protein binding. Lineage: Eukaryota; Viridiplantae; Streptophyta; Magnoliopsida; Brassicales; Brassicaceae.